Molecule: messenger RNA, 507 nt
Organism: Serendipita indica DSM 11827
Lineage: Eukaryota; Fungi; Basidiomycota; Agaricomycetes; Sebacinales; Serendipitaceae
Source: the annotation of a GenBank genome assembly
AUGCUCUGCGGACCCGUUCACGACAAUCUCUCGUCCUUGAUUGUAGCCCAACUACUCUUUCUAGAAGCAGAGGAGUCGACUCGCCCAAUUCAUCUUUACAUAAACUCGCCGGGAGGAAGUGUGACCGCAGGAAUGGGGAUAUACGAUACCAUGCAGUAUGUCUCAUCGCCGAUCCACACGUACUGCGUUGGCCAAGCAGCCAGUAUGGGAAGCUUGCUUCUUGCUGCUGAGCCGUCUGGAGGGGCCUCUGGUCAAGCAUCUGAUAUCUCCAUUCAUGCAAAGGAGAUACUACGAAUACGGGAAAAGCUUACCAGUAUCUACCAAAAGCACUGUGGAAAGGAGGGCGAAUCCGUAGAAGAUGGAGUCAAGCGCUUCGAGAAGGCGUUGGAUAGAGACUACUUCCUGACUGCGGAAGCGGCCGUGGAGUUUGGCCUUGCAGAUACGAUCCUAGAGAAGAGGCCACUGGUCACAGAUGGAACGGGAGACCUAGAGAAAAAAAGUGUAUAG